GAGCACCUCUCACAUUUGGAGUAUCUCAGUGAAUAAUGAAGAUACUUGGGGAAAGUGGUGCAUUUUCAUUGCAGGGAACGUUUGUCACCUCCAAGCUUUCUAUGUAACACAAAAAGGGCAAAGGAAAAUACUCUAAGGUAAUUGGAUUCAUGGAGUGCUCACAAUGGCUUGCACCAGAUGGAUUGUGCAUCAGAUUAAAUUAUUCUUUAGCACCUGUGUCAAACGUUUAAGCGUAUUACGAAGACAUUAUGAUUUAAAUUUAUUUUCAUGAUUUAAGUCAACACUCAUGGCAAACCAGAAGAAAGCUCUGGCAACAGUGUAUAAAUAGAGAUGUUAUGAUGCCAAUCUCUUAGGAGACUCUUAAAACAAUCCUAAUUACUUAUUGUAUGUUCAUUAGAAAAAGUUAAUUUCCAGUUGGGUUUUGGUCAUAUUUAUGAUACAAUUUUAAUUUGAGUUAUUGUCUAGAGUUUCAAGGUCAAGCCAAAUGUGACUGCAAAAAUAAUCUGAUUUUUUAUUUUCUGAAGAAUGUAAGUUGAUGCUUGCCUGUGCAAAACUUGCUGCCACCGGCAGGGCUUUAAGAUGUUCUGGUUGGUUGCUAGGUGGUUACUUAGUGAUCAAAGUCAAAAGAGCCCACCCCCCAAAUCUCUGAUAUUCUGGAUCCCUAGAUAUGAUUUGGGUUCUUACCUUCAGUAAAGGUCGAUGUGAUGUAUUCACCCGUUUUACUAUUUUACAGUCAAAAAUCAUCUGAUCAUUUAGAAAAGUAUUGGCUCACCUCUCCUCAACUAGCCACACGAUUUCAGGCAUCAUUCAUUCCCGUUCAGAAACAUAGCUGAAUUUCAAUAUUUAGGAAUUAGGGGUUUGUCCCCAACAUUGGACGGACACACGGUUAGUCCUAAACUCACACGAUAAUUAGUUCUAACAAGAAUUUUGUAGAUAACCAAUGAACUAUCUAUUACAUGAAUCAAGAGCUCUGUUAAUUCAAAUGCUGACAUCAAUUGCCCCGCCUUUUGCCUCUGUUUCUAUCAUGUCUCCACCUCUUGUGAUCUCACUAUUUAAUUAAGAAUGGGACUAAGUGAUGUUUUGCAUGCACACUGUCUAAGGUAGAGGAGAGGUGAAGAUCUCAGAGUGUCUCGGAGGCAGUGAAACAGAUUCUACCUCAACAAGCCUCAUCUUUCUCAUCUUUUCUUCAAAUGCACAGCCUCUUCGAUCCUUGUGGGCCUCUUAUUAUAAAUGGAUUGUCAGCUUAGGAGUCACCUCAAUUGAAUUUUUCUUGCUAAAACUCUUGUAGAAGUCUUGUAGUAGUGCGCCUUUGUCUUUCGUACCCCCAUUCCAAUCUCUCAGACCUUUCCUAGCACAAGGCACCUGUAGACUUUCAUCAAUAUGGAAGAGUUUAUGGAGGACCACCAUUGCGGAGACUCACUCUUCCCAAACUCCACCCUCAUUCCUGUCACCAUCAUCUGCCUCCUGCUCUUCAUUGUUGGAGUGACCGGUAACACAAUGACCAUCCUCAUUAUACAGCGCUUCAAGGACAUGAAGACCACCACAAACCUCUAUCUCUCCAGCAUGGCCAUCUCAGACCUGGUCAUCUUCCUCAGCCUCCCAUUUGACCUCUACCGCCUCUGGAAGUACGUACCUUGGGUCUUCGGAGAGCUGGUGUGCCGUCUUUCGCACUACAUCAACGAAGGUUGCACCAAUGCUACUGUCCUCCACAUCACGGUGUUGAGCAUGGAGCGUUACCUGGCCAUCUGCUUCCCUUUCAAAGCCAAGGCUGCCAUCACCAAGCGGAGGGUCAAGUAUGUCAUCCUGGCGCUGUGGGGCUUCGCCCUGCUCUCCGCCGCACCAAUUUUAUUCCUGAUGGGUGUGGAAUAUGAGAACGAGACAAUGCCCGAUCCGGACACGCGGCAGUGCAAGCACACUCGCUAUGCCAUUGACUCUGGACUGCUCCACACCACUAUCUGGGUGUCGACAGCCUACUUCUUCUGCCCCAUGUUCUGUCUGCUCUUCCUCUAUGGGUCCAUCGGGCGUAAGUUGUGGAAGAGCCGUAAUGAGCUUCACGGACCCAAUGCGGCAGCCAGGGAGAGGGUUCACCGACAGACCAUCAAGAUUCUAGCUGUCGUUGUGUUGGUAUUUGCCAUCUGUUGGCUGCCCUACCACAUCGGUCGAUUCCUCUUCACACAUGUGGAUGACUACUACUCUGCCCGCCUCAGUCAGGACUUCAACGUGGCCUCAAUGGUGCUGUUUUACGUCAGUGCCUCGGUUAACCCCGUCCUCUACAACCUCAUGUCCAACAAGUAUCGCUCUGCCGUCAAACGACUCUUCCUGUUGCACCGCAGACUCCACCACAGGCCUGACCAGAGGCACCUCUCAUCGCGCGACGACAUCACCGCCUGUACAGAGACUUUCACCGGGGUGAAAGAAACCAUGAUGACGGAGGAGGGCUUACAGUAACAUCAUUACUCCAGUGUUACAUUGGCUACGUUCACACAGCAACAGAAUAUGGUUGCCAGUCCUGUUUGGAGUGAUUAAGUUAGUUCAGUUGUUAGAGUUUAAAACUCUGCAUAAAAUGGCAUUCUAUUUUCCAUAAGUAAUUUUAAAAAUAAAAACUUAAUCGGAUGGAACCAGAGGGUUUUUGGAUGAAGUAGCUGGAGCUACCAUUAUCUGUACAAUUGUAUUUUCGUAAAUUAACAUUGACCAAUAUUAAUAUAAAAAGUUCAUUGUUAGUUCAUGAUAGCUAAUGCAUUUACUAAUGUUAACAAAGACAACCUUAUUGUAAAGUGUUACCCAUUAAUAUAAAUGUUACAAUUGAAAAGUAAAUGCACAUUGUUCUUAAGGUGGGCAUCUUCUCCCAUCUUCCCCUACAUAUUACAAGUUUGAGAAGUAGAUUGGCUUUGGUUACCUGUUCAGACAGACAUUAAAUUCUGUGUCCUUUAGUGUGAAUAGGACCAUUUGAGAGUCACACACGUGUUAGUAAAUACUGUUGUCAAUCCCAAACAGUGACUGUGUGAACGUAGCCUUUGAGUACCAACUGAAGAGGAGUGUGGGAACCUAAGUGAAAGGAAGAGAAUGUCAGUCAUGUGGGCAUGUUGUAUAAUUAGUGUUAUGAAAAGUAAAAAAAAAAAAAAAUGAUGAGAAUGUUACUGACUCAUGUCAGUAACAUAUGAUUCAUAAAUGAAUCGUUUACUGGUUUGAAAUGGAGGUACAGAUAUUACCUCAGUUAUUACACACAUUAAGGAUGAAUCGCUGCUUCAUUAAUAAGAAUAAAUAAAGAACCAUGUUUUAAUAUAAGUUUUUAUAGAGCUACUUGAUCAGUGGGAAUUUCCAAUUUAAUGUUCCCAGGUUCAAUAUAAGUUAAGUUUUUUUUUACCCAUCCCACAUUUUAUUAAAGAAUGAACAUAAAUUGUGUGUACAGUUUAAUAUAUGUAUAGUACAGCAAUGGGCAAGGUAUUUCAAAGGAAUAGCCACAAGAUUUAAACAUUAUACAUGUUAACAUGAAACUAGUAUUAUGAGAUCAUUUACAAACCUUGUCUGUGCAAAGUUAUAUCCAAAUAUAUAUCCAAUGUAAAACCAUAAAACCUGGCAACAUACCAUAAAGGGACUGUUUACAUAGAGAACCACAGUUAUUACGUUGGUAAUGCACAAGUACAUCCGCCUAUGCAGACACAUGAAUGCGGGGGAAAUCAGCUUGAUGGUCUUCCCAGUAAAUGAGAUGACCGACUGUGUCUGUACACGCUUCUUCGUUUUCUAAUCUAAAAUCACUAUUACAUUAUAUGCUUCCUGUAUGCCUUCCAAAUCAUUGAAUUUAAAUUAAAGCCUGUUUACCUUUCAGUACACAUAACUAUCACAACUAUGUGCCAUUUUACUGUGAUGUGUCAUUUUGUGCCUAGAAAUAUUUCUGUUGUGUCCUUGUCAUUUCCUUUGUACAUAUUUUAAUUCAUUAAAAUGAUACUAUAUAACAAACAUAAUUAUGAUUAAGGAUGGAAAGCAUUCUGUUAUUAUUGAUCAAUUAAGAUAAAGGUGCUCUCAGUAAUUUUUUCCUCAUUAAAAAAGUUUAACUCCUAAAGACAUGAAUUGUAAUUUUGCAAUAUAUGAAUAAAAUCAUGAGCACUCACAUUAAAAUGAAGACUCCAGUCAUAUCAGUAACCUUAUAAAAGCUGUUUUAUUCUACAUGGAGAGGGUCCGCACAUGGGGGCUGCCAUUUUACAACCACAUGACCUGCCGAAUACUACUCCCUUAAUCUCAGUAACCGUCCUGUUGUUUGACACUUUCACUCAUUGAUUAAAAUAAUCAUAGCUGACUGUGAAUACUACAUUUCUACAAUGGCAUCUGAAACUGAAAACUAUUGUUUUUAAAUAAUGCUGCAUCCAAGCCACUAGGUGUCAGUGUAAGUCCAAGAUGACAAAGACAAUAGUAACUGAGUGCACCUUUAAAUAACAGCAAACAUUUGAGGAUUGGUCAACCAAAAACAACCCUAACAUAUAUACUGUACAAAUAUAUCUCCCUAGUGAGAGAACCACUGUAUUAAAAUAUACUCUCUUGAGCACCACCCACUCAUUAACAUAGAAUUUACAUGUUGACU
Messenger RNA from Myxocyprinus asiaticus (Chinese sucker), 4576 nucleotides. RefSeq names its product motilin receptor (gene mlnr). NCBI's taxonomy places the organism in Eukaryota, Metazoa, Chordata, Actinopteri, Cypriniformes, Catostomidae. Bases 1381 to 2448 code for a protein of 355 amino acids. The record is from RefSeq and is a predicted model, not a curated record. Gene Ontology annotation, molecular function: G protein-coupled peptide receptor activity. Gene Ontology annotation, cellular component: plasma membrane. The transcript has 2 exons. Gene Ontology annotation, biological process: G protein-coupled receptor signaling pathway.